GUUGCAUCGGAUCAUGUAAAAUAGUAGAAUUUUAUUUUCUCUAAUAUUUUAUGCAACUUUAAGUAAUGUGCUUAUUGAUGAUCAUAUAAUAUAUUUGUCAUCGUUAACAAUGUUUCGGCUAAGUUAAAGUCAACAGUAUUGUAGUGGAAUUAUGUGAAAAAGAAAGUGUUACCUAUCAGUGCAGUGUUUAUGGACUAGUUGUUAUCAAUUUUAUAUAAAAAUAUUUUUAAUCAUGAUAAAUACGAUUGAUAUUUUAAAAUACAUUCAAAGUCUUCAAUUUCUCUGAGUGCACUCUUUGCUCUUUGUAAAUAGUUGUGGAAGAGGUAAACUGGGUCAUUAAAGUGGAAACUAUCAUUUCAUAUUGAUUACAAUGAAUGAGAAAAGGUUGUUCCAUAAUUUUAAGAGCUAUAUAAACGAUUCGCCUUUGAAUAAUGGUGAUAAAAAUGGAUCCAUACAAGAGUUAAAACCUAAGUUGUUAAAUGGCGAGUUGGUGGUGGGUGCGGCGCACAGCGCAGUGUUGCUGACGCCGCUCAGCGAGCGCGACGGCGGCCGCCUCGGCUCACUCUUCGUCACCAACUACAAGCUAUCCUUCGUGCCCAUAGAGACCUCGCACUACGAUGAGUAUGGUCAGAAGAACCACCUGUUAGGAACAUUUGACGUGCCGUUGACGGGUGUGGGCGCGUUGUGGUUGACGGAUGGCGGGCCUCAGCGCCGGCGCCGUCUGUUGCCCUACGCCGAUAUGCCCGGCAAGGUCAAGGGCCUACAAGUUAUAUGCAAGAACAUGAAAGUGAUGACGUUCAGUUUCGCCAACUCACCGAUCGGCAACGGGCGCAAGGUGGCGAUGGCUUUAGUGCACCAUGCGUUCCCCAAGCGCCACGACUUGCUGUUCGCGUUCGAGUAUCGCGAGCCGUACUACCCCACCCUCCCCCCGGACCUCAACAUGUUCCAGCGCCCCGGCGACUGGAAGCGGGAACUGGAGCGCUGUGAAUGUCCCCACUGGAGGAUCACUUGUAUCAAUGGAACAUCGGAUGCUUUUAUGCUGACCGCGGGAGAGACCCUCAUAGUGCCCAGUUCGGUGCUGGAUUAUAACUUGAUGGAAUCCGCGCGGCACUUCAGGUCGGGCAGAGUUCCCAUUUGGGUGUGGGGCAGGCCAGAAGGUGCCGCGCUAUUACGAAGUGGAGAGUUGCUGCAGACUGAACAAUCCGCUACCGCUGAAAGUGUUUUAUUAGAACAGGUGCGUCGCUCUCACCCGAAGCUGACGCCGCCACACGUGAUCUACCUGUGCGGGAACAGUGCUGCGGGCGGGCCCUCUCCCGCACAUCUGCCGCCGCUGCAGACAUUACACACCUCGCACAGGAAGCUGGCCGAGCUGUGCACACCCACGACGCUAGGAAAUUUCUGGCUACAAGACUCUCAGUACUACUCGAUCCUGGACUCGAGCCGGUGGCUGCGCUAUGUGGCCAACUGCCUCACCUUCGCGGAAGAAGCCGCCGCGCACCUCAACAACAAUGUCACCGUCGUGCUACAAGAAGGCGAUGGCGUGGACUACAGCGCAGUGGUGUCCUGCCUGACCCAGCUGCUGGUGGACCCGCACUGUCGCACCAUCGCCGGCUUCCAGUCGUUAGUGCAGAAGGAGUGGGUCGCGCUAGGACAUCCUUUCUGUGACAGACUAGGUCUACCUAGGCCGGGCCAGGCCAAGGAGAGCAAUGCGCAGUGUGCUCAGUGCGCGCCAGUGUUCCUGCUGUUCCUGGACUGCGCAUGGCAGUUGCUGCAGCAGCAUCCCGCCGCAUUCCAGUACACAGAUACGUACCUCGUCACACUGUGGGACUGCGCACACAACCACCUCUUUGACACCUUCCUGUUUAACUGCCCGAGGGAUAGAGAUUUAGCUGUUUCUAAGAACUUCGUGGCACGCCCUGUGUGGGACUGGGGCGAGCAGUUCUCUGAACAAGACCAGGCCUUGUUCUACAACCCAUUGUUCACGGCCGACAGACCUGUGGCGCCCUCGCACAACACACACAUCGGUCAGGGUACAACAGGAUGGCGUAACUCGCGUACAGAGGCGUGGCAGAGUGUGGGGGCGGGGCAGAGUGGGCGUGGGGCUGGGCGACUGCGCGUGUGCGGCUCUGUGGGCGCGGUGGAGCUGUGGGCGCUGUGCUACGAGCGCUGGUUGCCCCCACUAGACGCGCCCCACGCCGGCCGCGCCCACUUCCACGCCUACCACUGGAGACUGCGCGCGCAGAUUCAACAGUUAAGCGAGAAGUUAUCAUCCUUAUCGAUAAUGAACAACCGGCUGUGGAGCGGCGAGGAGGUGCCGGAGGUGCCGGUGCCAGUGGGCUCGCGCUUCUUCCCCUUCAGUCUGGGCCGGCACGAGGACCUCGCCCGGAACUUGGACUCCAUGCAGGUCAGCCUCAUCGACGCCAGCCAAUUAUUGGACUCGCAGUCCUUGUUGAAUGCACCUGAUUAAGUAAUUUGAAUCUUGUAUUGUCACUGUUAGGGUUUAUUUUAGUCUGAACAUUACAAAUAAAUAUAAUCUGGAAAAUUCACUUUAUAUAUCAAUUUAACGCACCAAAACUAAUU
Papilio machaon (common yellow swallowtail) is the source of this 2580-nucleotide messenger RNA. RefSeq names its product myotubularin-related protein 10-B. NCBI's taxonomy places the organism in Eukaryota, Metazoa, Arthropoda, Insecta, Lepidoptera, Papilionidae. The transcript is spliced from 12 exons. The record is from RefSeq and is a predicted model, not a curated record. Bases 371 to 2467 code for a protein of 698 amino acids.